Messenger RNA from Paecilomyces variotii, 3109 nucleotides. Its product is annotated as exocyst complex component Sec10-like protein. Gene Ontology annotation, cellular component: cytoplasm; exocyst. Gene Ontology annotation, biological process: exocytosis; Golgi to plasma membrane transport. The transcript has 2 exons. Lineage: Eukaryota; Fungi; Ascomycota; Eurotiomycetes; Eurotiales; Thermoascaceae. The coding region runs from base 192 to 2873 and encodes 893 amino acids. The record is from RefSeq and is a predicted model, not a curated record.
CACACGAGAGCUGCGGACUUCCCAUUCCUACUUAUGGAGCUUCAUCAGAAACGCCCCUCGAAAGAAAGGAACCUACGCUUCACACCAAUACUUAUCUAUGGAGACUUCAGUUCCUUGAAUCGAUCUCCCUCAUCCCCGUUUACGUCCUUGUCCGGCUGCAUGCAUGGGAGUGACUGUCGGAAAUCGCAGCCAUGCCGGACAGCAUCUCCAGUUCCCAGUCGGGUGCCACGUCGCGCACCGUAUUCCCCAAAGGCCCCAGCUUCAGUCUCGAGGACUUUUCUAGUCGCGACUAUAUUGUCAAAGAUUUUAUCGAAUCCUUAUCCGACAGCGCCCAUCCAUCACGGCGAUCUGGUGUCGGUGCCCCCAACAGCUCGAAUCAACCUUUCGAUCCGAAACCCCUCAUCCGAACGUUCGAAAAUGCCCAACGCAGGCUCAAUGAUCUGUCUGGCGACCUGGAGAUUCGCGAAAAUGAACUAUCGGCCGCAGUCCGCAGGGCGGAAGCGCAGCAUACCCAAAACCUGAAAACACUGGGCAGGAAGCUCAACGAGACUAUCGAAUCGUUCCAGAAGCUGGACACGUCUCUGAAUGGAGGAGGGGGCAUCGCUGCGGAAGCCACCGGUGGUACCGGAAAUAUGGCGGUGGAAAUCGGCAGGAAGCUGGAGGAGCUUGACAGGCAGAGACGACGUGCGCUGGACGCGCAUUUCUUGAUCGAAUGCUGGGACGAGGUCUGUAAUAGGGGAGAAAUCACGCUUCUGGAGAGUCUGAGGAGAGCUGGUAGCAGUGAAGGACGGAUACGCUCUGCUCACAUUGCACGCCAGUUGCUGAGAAUCAGCCAGAGGCUCGACCCGCGAAGCUGGAACGAGACAAAUGGAGGAGGUAAGGGCUACACAAACGGUGGUACAUCCCCUGGAGCCAACGAGGCCGGAGGCACCGGAGGCAACGAGGAGAGAAGGAAUACAAGGGAGAUUAUCGAGAAAUUCUCCGAGACGCUCGAGAAAGAUCUCUUGAAGCAGUUCGACGAUUUUUACCGCAAGGCCAACUUCGAUGGAAUGAAAGAUUGCGCAACUGUGCUUCGGGACUUCAAUGGCGGUUCCAGCGUCAUUGCGCUUUUCGUCAACCAGCAUCAGUUCUUCAUUGAUCGCAGCCAGUUAGUUAAUGAUGAAGUAGGUGGAGAUCCAGAGUCAUGGGAGAAAAUGGCCGAUCCAGAUGCCGAAACCCCCGGCGUCGAACCGAGUCUACAGUCAUUGGUGGAUGAAGUCAAAGUCGUCGUUCAGGAAGAAUCGGCUAUCAUCAAGAGAGCUUUCCCGUAUUACGAUGAAGUACUAGGGAGAUUUCUACAGAGAGUAUUCCAGCAAUCCAUUCAGCAGCGAUUGGAAAUGGUUCUGGAGAAAGCAAGCAGCGUGUCUUCGCUUGCAUUCCUGCGCUGUCUCCAAAGCUCGCGGAGUUAUAUCAGUGCUCUAGUGGAUGAUCUCAAAGCUCAUGGCUUAACUGAGCAUCCCGAUGCGAUCUCAUCGCAGACGGCCGUUGUUCUCGAUCAGCAGCUGGAAGAUCUCUUCGUACCGUACUUUGUGGGUUCAUCGUACAUUGAGCGAGAGAAGAGGAAUCUGGAGGAACUAUUCACCGCUUUGAUGUUCAAAUUCACAGCCUACCAUGCUCGCAGAAAGAAAGCCGCGACCACCUUCAUGGUAUCUCUGGCAAAAUCGGGGAGCGAAUUUCUGGCCUCGGCUAGAGACGCCUACGUGAACCGCCUUGACUCUCCCGACUUCACCCCUACACAAAAGAAGACUCUACUCCGCAUUGCUGGCCUUAGAGAAUCAACAGAAUCGGUGAAGCAACCUGAUACAGAACUGACAGAUGCGGACGGACAGCUGAACGUAGCAUUUGCGAAGCGUAUGCUCAAGUGGCUAGCUGAGGGUGUCGGCCGUGGGCUCGAGCUCAGUGUUAACAGCGAAACGCCAAAGGAUGUCUCCGUGCUUCUGGGCUUGCUUUUGUCGAUGGUAGGUGAAGGAUACAUUGAAGUCGCUCUUGACGCCGCUCUCGAUUCUGCAGCGGCUCAAGAGACCGCUAAGACCGAGCCGGAUUUCGGUUUCUUGCCCAAUCUCCAUGCCGCAAUCACUAUCACAAACCUGAUGAUCACUUGUAUCAACACGGUACUAAUUCCCCUUGCGGCGGGCGGCAUAACUAUCCGUCGGGAAAUGGAGAAGCGGACAAACAUGCAAGUCAACCGGAUCGAAGAGAAGAUCAAUACUAUCGAACAGAGGACAGUCGAUGCAGCCUUGACGUGGGUGACACGCCUUUUGUCCAACCAAAAGAAGAACGACUUCCGGCCCCGCGAAGCAGAUGGCACAGAAUGGCUGGAGAUGUUGCAGACACCGACAGCUGCUUCUGUAUCCACUUUUCUUACCCGCGUACACAAUAUUGUUGUCACGUCUCUUCCAGCAAGCGGCGCAAACGUUCGAAAUCUUCUCACUGAGCUUGCUUUGGGAACUAGAAGCAUCCUGCUGGAGCAUUUCAAGCGCUUCUAUGUCAAUGGACCUGGUGGUCUGAUGGUCACCAAAGAUGUGACAAGAUACGUUGAACUACUCAAGUCUUGGAACAUCGAGGAGGAUGUUAAAGCUCCUGGAGGUCUUUUGGACGUCCUGCUCGAGGUUGGCAGUCUGUUUGUCAUCGGUCCAGAAGCCCUCAGAGAGAGAAUCCGCGGAGGCGCUGCAGGCGGCGCAACUGGAGGACCUGGCAAUUCUGGUUCAAAUAGUGGAGGCGCACCCGCGCAAGGGAAGGGUGCUACAUUGUCCGUGCAAGAAGUCAGAGCGUAUGUUCUUCGCAGGGAAGACAGCAACACUUACGCAAUGCAGAGCGUUCUGAACGCUCUAUAACCUUGCAAGGUCUCUUCUCAUGUUUCGUUGCUAUAUGGCGGGAGAUUAUUAUGGUUAUACUCCACGCACAGCUCCACUGCUCCUGCUUUACGAAUUGUAUACCCCCUUGCAAGCUUAGCUGUUUUAACAAUGUGAUGCCAAUCAUCGACUGUCGUUGGUAUAGAUAUAUCUGAAUGGGACCCUAUGUGUAUCCGAGAGUAGUGGUAUAGAAAUGGAAGCAAAUAACUAUAGUUCGA